Molecule: messenger RNA, 3375 nt
Organism: Arachis stenosperma
Lineage: Eukaryota; Viridiplantae; Streptophyta; Magnoliopsida; Fabales; Fabaceae
Product: importin subunit beta-1-like
Exons: 3
Coding region: 157-2769 (870 amino acids)
Biological process (GO): protein import into nucleus
Cellular component (GO): nucleus; cytoplasm
Molecular function (GO): nuclear import signal receptor activity; small GTPase binding
Source: RefSeq, a predicted model, not a curated record
GGCGUAUUGAAGAACAAAAUUUUAACACAGUUUCUCGUCUUUGCUUUUUCCCACACUCUGCUAGGGUUUCAGAGUCGCCGCGCCCCCUCUUCCGAGUUCAACUGGUUCCUCACUCCUUUCCCCUCAGCCGAUUCCAUUUCUCAACUCGCCGUGUAGAUGGCCAUGGAGGUUACUCAAAUUCUUUUAAAUGCGCAAGCAGUUGAUGGAGCGCUUAGGAAACAAGCAGAAGAGAAUUUGAAACAAUUUCAGGAGCAGAAUCUUCCAAGCUUCUUGUAUUCUCUUGCUGGGGAAUUGGCAAAUGAUGAGAAGCCUGCUGAGAGUCGGAAGCUAGCUGGUCUAAUUCUCAAGAAUGCUCUUGAUGCAAAGGAACAACACAGAAAGAUAGAAUUGGUUCAAAGAUGGCUGUCAUUGGACCCAACUUUGAAAGCCCAAAUUAAAGCAUUGUUGUUGAGGACCCUUUCAUCUCCAUCUGUAGAUGCUCGUUCAACUGUAUCACAAGUUAUUGCAAAGGUCGCUGGUAUAGAGUUGCCUCACAAGCAGUGGCCUGAAUUGAUAGGAUCCCUCUUAUCAAAUGUUCAUCAGCUACCUGCUCCUACGAGGCAGGCAACUCUUGAGACUCUUGGGUACAUUUGUGAAGAAGUCUCACCAGAUGUGGUAGACCAGGAUCAUGUAAAUAAGAUACUCACUGCGGUUGUUCAGGGAAUGAAUUCUACAGAAGAAAACAAUGAUGUUAGGCUUGCUGCUGUAAGAGCAUUGUACAACGCCCUUGGUUUUGCUCAGGCAAACUUUUCUAAUGAUAUGGAGCGUGAUUACAUCAUGAGAAUAGUUUGUGAGACAACUCUCUCUCCUGAUGUGAAGAUUCGACGAGCAGCUUUUGAGUGUUUGGUAGCUAUUUCUUCAACGUACUAUGAAAAAUUGGCUCCAUAUAUCCAAGAUAUAUUCAACAUCACUGCCAAGGCUGUGAAGGAGGAUGAGGAGCAAGUUGCACUUCAGGCUAUUGAGUUUUGGAGCUCAAUAUGUGAUGAAGAGAUUGAUAUAUUAGAAGAAUAUGGAGGUGAUUUUAGUGCAGAUUCAGAUAUUCCUUGCUUUUACUUUAUUAAGCAGGCUCUUUCAUUUCUUGUUCCUAUGUUAUUGGAAACACUGCUGAAGCAAGACGAGGAUCAAGAUCAAGAUGAAGGGGCUUGGAACAUUGCUAUGGCUGGAGGCACAUGCUUAGGAUUGGUUGCACGAACAGUUGGUGAUGACAUUGUGCCUCUGGUUAUGCCAUUUAUUCAAGAGAAUAUAUCUAAACCAGAUUGGAGGCAGAGAGAAGCAGCCACUUAUGCCUUCGGCUCCAUUCUUGAAGGUCCAUCCCCUGAAAAGCUUGAGCCACUUGUGACCAUGGCUUUGAACUUCAUGCUUACUGCACUGAUGAAAGACCCAAGUAAUCAUGUGAAGGACACUACUGCAUGGACUCUUGGACGUAUGUUUGAGUUCUUGCACGGGACAGCUUUGGAUACACCAAUCAUCACACCCGCAAACUGCCAACAGAUUGUUACUGUGCUGAUCCAAAGCAUGAAAGAUGUACCUAACGUUGCUGAGAAGGCGUGUGGUGCUCUCUAUUUUCUUGCCCAAGGUUAUGAGGAUGCUGGAUCUGCAUCCUCUCCAUUGACCCCAUACUUUCAAGAUAUCGUUCAAGCUCUCCUCACUGUAACUCACAGAGAGGAUGCUGUAGAAUCACGCCUUAGAACAGCAGCCUAUGAAGCCUUAAAUGAAGUAGUGAGGUGUUCUAAUGAUGAAACAGCUCCAAUGGUGGUACAGCUUGCGCCUCUCAUUAUGUUGGAGCUCCACAACACUCUCGAGAAUCAGAAGGUCUCAUCCGAUGAGAGGCAAAAUGAGUUACAAGGCCUUCUGUGUGGUUGCUUGCAGGUCAUCAUUCAGAAGUUGGGUUCAUCUGAACCAACGAAGUAUCAUUUCAUGCAGUAUGCUGACCAAAUUAUGGCUUUGUUUCUAAGAGUGUUCGCUUCACGUAGUGCGACAGCUCAUGAGGAGGCUAUGCUUGCAAUUGGAGCUUUAGCCUAUGCAACUGGUCCUGAUUUUGCUAAAUAUAUGACAGAAUUUUACAAGUACUUGGAGAUGGGUCUCCAAAAUUUUGAAGACUACCAGGUUUGUGCCAUCACAGUGGGCGUGGUUGGUGAUGUAUGCAGGGCAUUGGAGGAAAAAAUACUCCCCUAUUGUGAUGGGAUAAUGACCCAACUUCUGAAAGAUUUGUCCAGUAAUCAGUUGCAUAGGUCUGUGAAGCCUCCCAUUUUUUCUUGUUUUGGCGACAUUGCCUUGGCAAUUGGAGAGAACUUUGAAAAGUACUUGUUAUAUGCUAUGCCCAUGCUUCAGAGUGCUGCCGAGCUAUCGGCUCAUACGUCUGGAGCUGAUGAUGAUAUGACAGAGUACACUAAUUCCUUGAGAAAUGGAAUCCUUGAGGCUUACUCAGGUAUCUUCCAAGGGUUUAAGGGCUCCCCAAAGACCCAGCUUCUGAUGCCUUAUGCUCCUCAUGUACUGCAAUUCUUGGACAGUUUGUAUAUGGAGAAAGACAUGGAUGAUGUUGUGACUAAGACAGCAAUUGGCGUGCUUGGAGACCUAGCUGAUACAUUGGGCAGUAGUGCUGGUCCGUUGAUCCAGCAAUCUGUGUCCAGCAAAGACUUCCUCAAAGAGUGUUUAUCAUCUGAUGAUCAUUUGAUCAAGGAAUCUGCCGAAUGGGCCAAGUUGGCAAUCAGUCGAGCAAUUUCAUUUUGAGGCCUUUAUUACUGUUUCAGAGGUCCUUGUUUCUUGCAUACAUAUCUGCAUCUGUUGCGUGGAGGUCUCAACUGCAUGCCAUGAGUCGGGUCAUCACCAUUUUUGGGCAAAGGUGUUUCAGUCAGUAGGUCCUUUCGCUGUCUGCAUUUUCAUGUCAGUAGCUUGGAGUCUGCGUUUUUCUUUCUUUUUCCCUUUUUAAAUUUAUCUUUCUGCAUUGCAAUGGGAGGAGGUCGGUGGGUGAUGACCGAUCUAUCUGCUAACUUGGCAGAAAAGUUGCGGUUUAAAGGAAAGAUGAAAAACCCGGUAUUUUCACGAUGGGGGAAGAACAAAAUAUUAAUCUAUGGGGCUUGCGCCAGUAUUUGGGUUGUUUGAGUUUCAUGGGGGUCAGUCUUUUAGAUAAUGAUGGGUUGGGGGGCAGAAGGGGGAAUACAUUAUGUCUUUUUUCAUUUUUUAACCUUUUUACUAUUGGCUGUAGAGCGAAACAAUCGUCUUCGUCCUUCCAUGUGUUUGGAAUAGGUAAUGCAACAACAUAUUAGCCGUUCCUUGAAAUUAUUCAAAUCAUUGUCUUCAAUGUCAAUUUUUUAAUUAUUAUUUUCCAUGAGUCUA